AUGUGGUCCAAGUUAUUGGCAGUCUCUUUUCUCGUCGGCGGAACCUAUGCUACUCCGCUCGACGCAGGUAUCAAGAGGCGUGCAAACUGUCCUGGUGUCCAUGUUUUUGGUGCACGUGAAACCACUGUCUCCCCAGGCUACGGGUCAUCCAGCACUGUUGUCAACGAGGUGCUAAGCGCUUAUUCUGGAUCGACAGCUGAGGCUAUCAGUUACCCUGCGUGCGGUGGCCAAUCCUCAUGUGGGAGCGUGAGCUAUUCUAGCUCAGUUGCGCAAGGAAUCCAGGCCGUUGCCUCUGCUGUCAAUUCCUUCAAUUUACAGUGCCCUGGUACCAAUUUGGUCCUAGUCGGGUACUCGCAGGGAGGCGAGAUUAUGGACGCUGCUUUGUGUGGUGGGGGUGUUCCCAAUCAAGGAGUUACUGAUACAUCGGUCCGGCUUUCUUCAUCUGCCGUGAACAUGGUCAAGGCUGCUAUUUUUAUGGGAGAUCCCCUUUUCAGGGCAGGUUUAUCAUAUGAUGUUGGAACCUGCAGUGCAGGAGGGUUCGACGAACGUCCCGCGGGAUUCACUUGCCCAUCCGCCAGUAAGAUCCAAUCGUACUGUGAUGCCUCGGACCCGUAUUGCUGCAAUGGCAGCAAUGCAGCAACUCACCAGGGCUAUGGUGCGGAAUAUGGCGCACGGGCUUUGACAUUCAUCAAGAGCAAAAUUUAUAGCUGA
Molecule: messenger RNA, 711 nt
Organism: Penicillium waksmanii
Lineage: Eukaryota; Fungi; Ascomycota; Eurotiomycetes; Eurotiales; Aspergillaceae
Product: putative acetyl xylan esterase (Axe1)
Exons: 3
Coding region: 1-711 (236 amino acids)
Molecular function (GO): hydrolase activity
Source: RefSeq, a predicted model, not a curated record